Fulmarus glacialis (Northern fulmar) is the source of this 686-nucleotide messenger RNA. RefSeq names its product golgi-associated plant pathogenesis-related protein 1-like. The annotation marks the transcript as partial. The transcript has 2 exons. The record is from RefSeq and is a predicted model, not a curated record. Gene Ontology annotation, cellular component: extracellular region. NCBI's taxonomy places the organism in Eukaryota, Metazoa, Chordata, Aves, Procellariiformes, Procellariidae.
GAAAGGAUGUGGCUGACAGAUGGUACAGUGAAAUAAAAAAUUACAGCUUUCAAAACCCAGGGUUUUCUUCUGGGACAGGUCACUUCACAGCAAUGGUUUGGAAGAACACAAAGAAGAUGGGAGUUGGAAAAGCAUCUGCUAGUGAUGGCUCAACAUUUGUGGUGGCUAGAUAUGAUCCAGCUGGAAAUGUAGUAAAUCCAGGCUAUUAUGAAGAAAAUGUUCUUCCUCCAAGAAAAUAACUUUUUUUUUUAAAGGUAGUCUUAUUGCUUAAUGACAAGUGAACCUGGAUUUGGACUUAACAGUGUUUGAAAUGAAGUACGAUUCAAUGAAAUUUCCUGUUUGAUACUGCUGUUCACUUCUCAUUACAGGGGAAGCAAUUACAUGUUGCUUGAGUCGAUCUGCACAUUAGGUCCCUGUUGUUUCUGAGGGGGCUUCAGUUUAUUUGAGGAUGAAGUAUAUGCACCAUUUCUGAAGGGUAAAAUUUAUAAGGUGUUUUUUUUAAUAACUUGCAUGAACUCUGUGUCAGCAUGUGAGUAAGCACAUGUUGGAUGUCUCUUUUUAAACAAGCAAAUUUAUAGCUUUCUGUAAACUGAAGAUACCAGCUUGUAAUUUUAUCAUUUACUGACAGUUUUCCAGUAUUUUUUAAUAACUAUAACUUCUUUGCUCUAUCUAUACCUCCUGCUACU